Wasmannia auropunctata (little fire ant) is the source of this 6478-nucleotide messenger RNA. It is a transcript of the gene Pi3K68D, whose product is annotated as phosphatidylinositol 4-phosphate 3-kinase C2 domain-containing subunit beta. Gene Ontology annotation, molecular function: phosphatidylinositol binding; 1-phosphatidylinositol-4-phosphate 3-kinase activity; 1-phosphatidylinositol-3-kinase activity. Lineage: Eukaryota; Metazoa; Arthropoda; Insecta; Hymenoptera; Formicidae. The record is from RefSeq and is a predicted model, not a curated record. The coding region runs from base 236 to 5566 and encodes 1776 amino acids. Gene Ontology annotation, biological process: phosphatidylinositol 3-kinase/protein kinase B signal transduction; cell migration; phosphatidylinositol-3-phosphate biosynthetic process. Gene Ontology annotation, cellular component: plasma membrane; phosphatidylinositol 3-kinase complex; cytoplasm. The transcript has 26 exons.
GCUACGUCGGAGAGUCCGCGCGACAGAGAUCCGUGUCCGUGACGCGGUGGGACGUUUGCAGGGUGAACACGACGGGGCGACCGCGAGAAGAUGCACCGCGACAGCCGAUAAACCAUCCGGGGUGGGACCUCGUCCUCUCGAGGAGGCCAAGAUCGAUUCGCUCCGUUCGCACGAGCGGGGAGCGCAGCUCCGCUCCAGCUGGCUCCUCCGUUCGCUGGUCUGCCGUCCGGUAUAGAUGUCACACUACAGCAGAAGCACCUGCGAUCAAAAGGCCGCGGUGAUUGACCAUGAAAGGAAGUAUCAGGAGGACCUGGAGCAGGCCAAGGCCCUCAGUCUGGAGACCCUGGCACUGGAGAAGUACAGGUUGGAGAAGUUGCGAUUGGAUCUUAGUAACGUGCAGCUCGCGCAAAACAAUGUGUGCAAUACGAACAGCGUGUCGGAGACGGACAGCUCGCAAGGAGAGAGAUCUCAGUGCAGAAGUCGACCAAGACCGGGAACCAUUAACACAAAUCAAAAGAGUACUGUAAUACUAGCACCGCCACCCCCGAUACCGUGUAGAAGAAAUUCAACGACUACCGCAUCGAGUCAAGGUCCUUCUGCUGAUCUGAUUAAUUUCACGAGCCCCGUGAAGCAGGAUAAUCUGGCUGAAUAUUGUUCGGCUCCACCUCCGCCACCACCAAAAGCACCUGUAGAACCUAAAUGGGAUACCCAUCCGUCAUUAUUGAAAAAACAAUCAAGAGUGUCUCGAAGCAAUAGCUCAGUCGGCGCAUAUCAUUCUAGGGACUUCAGGUAUCACUCCCUUUCGCCAGGCCCGCGAUCUUCCACUGCACCAUGCACGCCAGGAACACCGGGAAUCAGCCCUAUCAUGUCAAGAGCUAGUAGCGUUAGCAAUAAUGUACCUGAUAUUACACCACAGCCUGCAUGGAAAUCUAUUAUCUUUAAGCAUUUUUUCUUCACACAGAUUCCUCCAUUGCCUAUGAAUUAUAGACCAACUGUUACACCUGCCAUAUGUGCUCCAUUUUGUAUGGAUGAUGAACAGUUGAAUGUAUUAAAAGUGAUAGAGAAAAAACCAAAUAGCAAUCUCAUAGAUUUGAAUAGUUUUGAGCAAACAGAGGACAAAACUAAUGUACGUGUUAGCGUACUGGAGGCAUUCGAUCCGUUACUUAUUAAGACUGACAAUGGAAAUAAUUCUGUGCAAGAACAUAAAGACGAUUCGCAAUCGCAAGUUAGUGGCAGUGUAUACGAUCCAUUUGAUCCGUUUGAUUACAUGUAUAGCACAAAUGAAAGCGUCAACUCCGAUCCGGUUUACGCCGCCGUGGAGAAAUCUGCAAAAUCGCCAGCUGUGUCGCCAGCUGCACUACCUCCACUGCCUCCGCGAAAUUCGUCCGCAUGGAAUACCAUAGAGAGACGAAGAACUUCUUUAGAUCGUCGACAGAAGCGUCAAACACGAUUGUAUGAAAAUGUAACAGUCAUUAAAACUAGAUCAUCUCUGCAUGACUGUGAUCUGAAGGCGUUACACAACAUGAUAAAAUCUAUACGAAGCGAAUUUCCGUUUAAUAAUCCUAGUACAAAUAUUGGAUACGUUGUUAGUCCGAUAAUGGAGAAUUUAUAUCCAGAUGGUACAAGUAUAAAAUUAGUAGUUCAUCCACAAUUACCUAAUAACGAGAAAGAUCCUGUAUCAUCUAUUACUUUCACUUGUAAUGUGAAUUGCAGCGUCGAGCACGUUAUCCUGAACGUUGCGUGUUCCUUGGAGGAUGAAGAUACGGUGAAUGUAGAAAAGUAUUGUUUAAGAGUAUGGGGAUUAGCCGAGUAUCUUGCACCUAACACAACUUUAGCACAAUACGAGUACAUACAUCUAUGCAUAAAAUUAGAAAAAGAUAUCGAGCUAGCUAUAAUGAGCAGGGCACAAAUUAAACAGUCCAUUGCACGAACGCUGCAAGAUGAUAAUUGUGAUCAGUCUCUAAAAUUAGAAGACAUUCUACCAAAUGAACCGUCGCAGCCUAUUUCAUACGACACAUUAAUUAUUUUACUAGAAACAGUAGAGAAGGAAAUGGAACGCGUAGAAACUGCAGCGUUUCAAAUAGCAACCACGAAUCAAGGUUCUACCCUAUUACCUCAACUUCAACCGCACUGUGUGGUGCAAGCGGUUAAAGCGGUGUGUGCCUUAAUGGGAAACAUCGAGACGUUCGAGAUCACGGAGGCAAUUGACAAUUUCGUGAACGCUUGCUGCCAAUUUCUGCCGCAAGCUCACACGGCUAAUAUAGAAUGUAAGAAGCCGGAGAUUAUACACGAAGACGGCGAUUACGCUGUGGUUACCUUGAGAAAGAAGUUCCCCGAUGUGAUUGCCUCGCAUUGUCAUAAAAUACGCGAUGCUGUUCAAGAGCUCGUCGAGACGUACUGUCAUGCGUUCAAGGUCGAUUUUCAAUUAAAUAGCAAGGGAGAAUUUCCGACAAAUACACUGAUUGCGACAGAAGUGAUCGAUACUAUUCUGGUGCGCGUUGGAGCUCUGCAUAGGCUACCAGCCACGUGGAAACAUGACGAUUACAUUGUGGCAGCUCAAAUUUUUCACGGAACCAGACCCGUGGGGAAUCCAGUUUUAUCGGAACCAAUGACGGUCAGCACGAACUUUUAUCCAAGGAUUUUAUUCAAUUCAUGGAUGGAAUUUCGUGGAAUAAGCGUGUGUCAAGUACCACGGGAAGCCAGACUUGUGUUGGUUCUCUACGGCCGCACGCUGCAGCCCGCGGAGCACGAGUCCAACUCAUCCGCGGAGAAUGCGAUGCAGAAGGAGGAACUCGGAUGGGGUGCUAUACAAUUCUUCGAUUACGACGGCGUUAUGAGCCAAGGGAGUUUUUUUCUGUCCCUCUGGCCAGCCAUUGCAGACAAGCGAUUAGGCCCGGCACCAGCGCCUGGAAUUCACCCUCGUGGCGACACUCAUCCCAUUGUAGGUGUAGAAUUGCCCGAUUACGGGGGAAAGGUGUUAUUCCCUAAUUCCUCGGAGUUGCGAGAUUACGACGUGGACUCGUUAGACUUUAAUUCGUUGGAUCAAAAUACGCAGGAGCUGUUAUUAGAUAUUACACAACAAGAUACAUUCUCGAGACCGCCUAUCGAUGAAAGGGAAAUUCUGUGGGAGAAAAGGCAUUACUUACACGACCGACCUGAAGCUCUGCCGAAAGUAUUACUUGCCGCACACAGUUGGGAUUGGGCGUGUCUCCCGGACUUACACGCGUCGCUCAGAAUUUGGAGUCCCUUGCCUCCGGUGCAAGCGUUACAGUUACUUUUACCAUGCUUUCCAGAUAUGAAAGUUAGAGAGAUGGCAGUUGACUGGAUUCGCGAGUUAAGUAAUGACGAACUAGUCGAUUAUCUACCGCAACUACUUCAAGCGAUGAAGCAUGAGACGUAUGAAACAUCACCUCUAACUCGAUUCUUAUUAGAACGUGCCUUACUUUCACCGAGAGUGGCUCAUUACGUUUACUGGUUGCUAAAUCAAGCGCUGCCGGGACAAAGUCCCCAGGUACAGAAUUCUUCUGAAAUUGCCGCGGAAGAUGACAAAGCUAUCAGUUGUGCUCGGUAUCAACGAAGAUUGCAAUUAAUGCUGAGAGCGCUAUUGGCAGUUAUCGGAGAUGCGCUGCGAAAAAGUUUCCUCACCCAACAAUUGCUAGUUAAGAACCUGCACGAAGUGGCCGAGAAUAUUAAAAUUACGAAGGAAUCGUUACGAAUGGAUACGCUCAAAACUGGUUUGCAAAAUAUACACUGCCAGUUAAUGGAAGAUAAUGGGACGUGUUUACCAUUGUCUCCCAGUAAAUUAGUGUUUGGUAUCAAUGUACAGACAUGUGCCUACUUCCCGUCGUUCACUCUCCCGUUGAAAAUCAACUUCAUCAGUUGUGAUAAUGUUAUAAGCCCGGCAAUAUUCAAGGUUGGCGACGAUUUGCAGCAGGACAUGUUGACCCUCCAAAUGGUACGCAUUAUGGACAAACUGUGGUUGAAGGAGGGCCUCGAUCUGAAAAUGGUCACUUUCGCCUGCGUGCCCACCGGCCACAAACGCGGAAUGAUAGAAAUGGUAACGAAUGCAGAAACGUUACGGAAGAUCCAGGUCGAGUUUGGGCUAACUGGGUCGUUUAAGGAUCGGCCGAUCGCGGAGUGGCUAGCGAAGCACAAUCCAUCGGAACUGGAAUAUGAGAGGGCGGUGGAAAAUUUCACCGCUUCUUGCGCCGGCUACAGCGUUGCCACUUACAUUUUAGGAAUUUGUGAUAGGCAUAAUGAUAAUAUCAUGCUAAAGACAUCUGGUCACUUGUUUCAUAUCGACUUUGGAAAGUUUCUUGGUGAUGCACAGAUGUUUGGAAACUUUAAAAGAGAUAGGACGCCAUUUGUACUGACGUCUGAUAUGGCAUACGUCAUAAAUGGUGGUGAUAAACCUUCAGCGAAGUUUCAUCAUUUUGUGGACUUGUGUUGCCAGGCUUUUAAUAUAGUCCGGAAACAUGGAAAUCUUAUUCUUCAUCUUUUUGGACUGAUGACUUCGUCCGGUAUCCCCGGGGUGACCGUGGACGCAGUUAGUUAUGUGCAGAAGGCCCUGCUGCCUGGUCAAACAAAUCCCGAAGCAGCGGCGACUUUCGCUCGCAUGAUAGAAAGUUCACUGAAAAGUUGGUUCACGCAAUUCAACUUUUUCCUGCAUAAUCUGGCGCAGAUGAGAUUCUCAGGAGAUCACAGCGAGGGAGAACUGUUAUCCUUCAUUCCGCGCACGUAUACAAUGCAGCAGGAAGGCGAGUUAACAAGUGUCCAGGUUCACGGAUAUCAAAAACGCUACGAUCCGGAGAAGUAUUACAUGUACAUAUUACGGAUACAACGAAAGGGCCAACCGGACCCGACAUAUCUAUUCCGAUCGUACAAAGAAUUUUGCGAAUUCUAUCAGAAAUUGUGCAUACACUUUCCACUUGCUAAAGUAACCAGCUUACCAAGUGGAAUUAGCGUGGGGCGUUCUAAUAUUAAGCAGGUGGCUGAUAAACGGCGGGCGGACAUAGAAAAGUUUCUCGUGAGUCUGUUUAAAAUGGCACCGGAAAUAUCCCAAAGCGAUCUGGUGUACACGUUCUUCCAUCCGCUGUUACGAGACCAAAAGAACCCCGAUAUUCGUUUGCGCAAAGUUAAAGUGGGAAAUAAUUGGUGGGCUGAGAAGAGAGUCAGAGACAACAUACAGAGUGGUCAGAUCAAGUUGGCUCUUCACUACGUUCGCGGCACUUUAUCCGUCAUGGUUUGCCAUGCGCGAGGACUCCCCAAAGUGGCUAAUGCUCAAGAGCCAAAUACAUACGUGAAGGUAUAUCUCAAGCCCGAUCCUACAAAAGCGACGAAACGGAAAACGAAAGUAGUAAAGAAGAAUUGUCACCCGUCAUUCAUGGAGAUGCUGGAGUAUAGAAUGCCUCUAGAAGUGAUCAGGGAGAGAACGCUUGAAGCAACGAUAUGGAAUCACGAUACUCUGCAGGAGAAUGAAUUUCUCGGUGGUAUAAGUCUGCCGCUCGGACGUCUUGACUUGACGAACGAAACUAACGAGUGGUUUCCACUGGGUAAUGUACGAUGAAGCGAGUAUAAAGACUGCCCUGAAAUUAUACAUAUAGAGGUCCUUAAUGCUCAUAGACAUUAUCGUUAAGAUCUAGAUGACAUCAUGUUAGCGCACAAUAUUAUAAAACUUCUUUAUUAUAUGCACAUGCCAGGUGCAAUAAUCACCGUCAUCAAGUGUUUUAUGAUAUAAAAAUAAUUUUUAUUUAUGUAAUUUCGUGCUAGUAGAGCUUCGUUUCUCUUUAACGAAGUAAAGAUCCGAAAUGGCAAACGCAUGAAAAAUUGUGUGAUAUCCGAAAGAUAAUUAUAUGACGGAAGGAGAGUCAACUUCUACAAUAAUUGUUAAAAGAGAUAGUAUAUACAUAGAACAGAAUCUAAAAAGCAUCGAGCCUGCGUAACAAAUAGUUCAGGAAAAAAGGAAAAUUUUGCAAAAGUUUAGAAUUAUAUAUCGCACUUGUGUAUAUUCCGUUCAUAUUCAGUAUGAAUUUAAUCGAUUUAUAUUGGAGGUUUACUCUUUUAUACAAAAUUUUAUACACUUAUUUAUUUUUAUCACUUUUUACUGACUAAUGAUCACCGAUUGUAAAUAGAAUGUACUUUAUACCAUAUAAAUAUAAUAAUGAAAUUUGUAACAAUCUAUCGGGUAGUUUUAAAAGUCUCUUUUACACCAAAAUAAUUAUACGGUUCGAGCGAAAGACAAUUUUCUAUUAUAGACGUAUAUCUAUAAAAAUAGUAUAUGCAAGUUGAAUUUGAUAUACAGCAUAUAGCAGAAUCAUGUUUCACGAAUUUUUACGGUGUUAUUUUAUUAUCUAUUAGGAAAGAAAUCUACAUAAAAUUGCCUCUUUUAUGUAAUGGCCUCAUAUAAUAAACCAAUGUAUUAUUGACGAAACUAUGUAAAUACGCUAUUAAAUCUGUGUAAUAAAUCAUUUUUAAAUUA